GUACGGGGCAGGGCCUCGGGGAGGCCCAAGUUGGGAGCCGAUGGACUGGCAGGAAGAGGAGGCCCCGAGGAGGACGGAGGAGGGACGGACGAAGGAACGAGAGGGGAGGGAGAGGGACAGGAGGGAGAUGAGAGGGCGAGAGGAGGGAGAGAACGGGGAAGCGUGAGAGGAUAAGUUUUUUUUUUUUUUCAGAUGACAUUCGAAGCACUCAGACACGAAUCAAAUCAACCCCAACCCUCAGCCAGUUUCUGGCCCAAGUCCUGGUGCCCGAGCGGCGCCCUGGCCCGAAGGACACAGACCUGCGCAGCGCGGGACCAUGGCGUCUCAGGAGCCAGAGUCGUUGCCUGACAGCAAUGAUCAGGGUCCCGACGAGACUGUGCCCAGCUCCCCCGUCGAGACCCAGACGCUCGGGGUCGAGGCAGACAGCGAGCAACCCGCCGAGCCCGUGGCCCUCAUGCCGCCCUGUGAGGGCAACGGCGGCACCGGGCCCGAGGACGAUAGCUCCGACACCCAGCCAGCUACUCAGACUGAGAUCGAUGCAACGAUGGCUGAGGCAUCGAUGGACCAGGCGUUCACCAGCCAGGUCCUGGAGGAUCCGUAUGCCGACGUGGUGGAGGUCAGCUCCGAUGAUGGCGAGGAGCAGGACUACCUCCACCAGCUCAAAAUGAAGAUUGAGGAGCAAGAGGUGGAGGACGCAGACGGGCUGCUAGACGCCUGCGCCGAGGAUAGCGAGGACGUGGAUGUGGAUUUCGCCAAGAGGGUGACGGAGGCCAGCAUGAAGAUUUAUGCGAUGAAGGAGACGGGGGUCGAGGCCUCGACAGCCGUGCCAUCGACAGCUGCGUCAUCUUGGGUAGGCUCGGAUGGCGACGUUGGUCGAGCACGCGACUUGGAGGCCAUGCUUGAGGAUGAGGCCAACAGCCUGAUGAGCGCAGGUCGCGACCUUCCAGCGAGUAUGGACAAGCUCAUGGCCGACGCCCACAAGGCCACCAGCAAUGAUAACUUGUUGUCGGAUAUGGAUGUCUUGAACUUGAAUGAGCCGAGGGCGAAAUUCUUCAAGCAGAUGAUGGCGCAGGAUUGGAAAUUCGAUGCUCGGGGUGCCGCUGGCAAUCCAGCGGGCGGCCAGUGGGACAGAUUCAUCAACGGCAAGAGCGAAGAGAGCAUCGAAGCGAAGCAGAACUACAAAGCACUUGGCCGCAACCCCGAUGCGCAGCGCGACUUCCGCGCGAGGUGGAUGAAGAAGCAGUUCACGGAGUGGAAGCAGGAGAAGGUCAAGAUGGAGCGCUUGUCGAGGAGGACCUUCUCUGACGAGCGCUACUACGUGCUGAACCGCAUCAUCACGGAGGAGGGCGGGGGCAAGAGAGGAGAACAGAACGCGAUCAACUACACGUUGAAAUGCGUUGCGAUGGGGCCACCGUUCUACAAGUGGUGCACGUGGCGCAAGGACUGGCUGUACCUUUACAGGAUCGACGGCAUCGAGGAGUCGUACGAGGAGCGCUGGCAGCUGACGAAGACGGCCUACAGCUCGGGCAGCACCGAUAUCAAGAACAAGGACUCCUGGCUGAGCAUCGGCACGAGGGCUGCAAUGUUGCAGAAUGAGGCGGCUCCUGCGCCGCCUGCACCGCCUGCAGAGGCGCAGGUGGAGCCCGAGGAGAAGCCCGAGGUGACGGCAGAGGAGAAGGCAGAGGAGACGGCAGAGCCGAAAGCCGAGGAUGAGACGCAGCCAGAGCCUCCCACAGAGCCUGAGGGUCGCAGGAGGAGGCGCAAGGGUCCUGAGCAGCCAGCUGCAGAGCCUCCAACUCCAGAAGAGCAACCCAAGAAGAGGAAGGCGAACUCUCUGAUCAGCGAUGCCAAGGCUGCCAAGCUCGCCUACAGCAUGGCCAUCACCGCAGCAGAUGCGUUGAUCUCCGACGUGAAAGGUACCGACGAAAGCUGGACCGUGUUCGACACGCCAGGCCACAUCGGAAAGGUGUUGAAAGCCAGGGAGAACCUCGACAAGGAGCUGAAGAGCAAUGUGAACUUCUCGAAGUUCAUCAGCGGCGACGUCGCGGAGAUGCUCCAGAAGAUCAAGGCGAAGAAGAACGAGGAUGCCAUCUCUCAGUUCGAGCGCUGGCUGCAGGACUUCAGCGAGAAGGUGAACCCUGGAAGCAACAAGCUCGUGAAGGCGACGCGUAUGAUUGUGUCAAUGCACGACGCGUGGGUCACCGAGAGCGCGAAGCUCGCGAACAAGUCAGAUGGCCAGAAGCGCAUGCGGAGCUCGUCUGCGGCCUGA
This is a messenger RNA of Prorocentrum cordatum, 2269 nucleotides long. Lineage: Eukaryota; Dinophyceae; Prorocentrales; Prorocentraceae. The record is from the annotation of a GenBank genome assembly.